AUGGACACCUUUGACAAGAUAAGGUACGAACGGCUUCGGCUCGUGUGCACUCGGGCUCUCGAGGAGUCUAUCAAGAAAUCACUCGACAUCGAGCUGAUCAAGAAGUGCUACCCCACAGUCGCCGGCACCAGCCAAGGUGAACUGGUGCUUGAACUGGCGCGGUCUCAAAUCAUCGACUUCUGGUUCAAUAAUUCCAUUAGAGAGUUUGAUCUCAUAUUCCAGGAGCGGGACUUGCAUAACAAGCUUGACCUGCUUGAUGAGAUCAUCCAUCUGGCGAAAGUCCGAGGGAUCAAUGGAGAGAAUGCCAUUGAAAUCGACAAACUUACACCCAGGGAGAUCAUUGAGGCCAACAAGAGCCACAAACGGAAUGAGACCGUGCAGUCGUUGCGGUUGAUAUAUAACCAGUUGUGUAUCGAUAACUUGCAGUAUUUCAAGGAGUUAUCGGCGUUGGUGACGGAAAGUAAUGAGCUCAAGGCACAGAUAUAUGAUAAUGCGCUGACCUUGAACCAGGAGUUGCAGGUGUUGAAGGACGAUACCACGAGCGAGCGAGUGAACGAGUUGUUGGAGUUAGUGGGAGACGAUAUAUAG
Yamadazyma tenuis ATCC 10573 is the source of this 588-nucleotide messenger RNA. RefSeq names its product MIND complex subunit. Gene Ontology annotation, cellular component: MIS12/MIND type complex. Gene Ontology annotation, biological process: chromosome segregation. The record is from RefSeq and is a predicted model, not a curated record. NCBI's taxonomy places the organism in Eukaryota, Fungi, Ascomycota, Pichiomycetes, Serinales, Debaryomycetaceae.